Molecule: messenger RNA, 1190 nt
Organism: [Candida] anglica
Lineage: Eukaryota; Fungi; Ascomycota; Pichiomycetes; Serinales; Debaryomycetaceae
Source: the annotation of a GenBank genome assembly
UUUAUAUAUAUAUCUAUACCUAGGAUGUUGUCUAGUCGUUUAUUGAGAGGUGUAGUGAAUCCUGCCAGAAGGCUCUACUCCACCGGUGUAUGGAGCGACUUUUCCAAAAGACCUGAGUCUCUCAAACUCAUCGAUCAACAAUAUCAAAAUGAUUUAUUGAAGGGUAUUGACCCAGAAGUUGGACCAGCUUCUAUUGAACAAGAAGACAGAAAACUUGCAUACCACUCCCCGGUUGCUAUUGACGAGACUUUUGCCAUGGCAUACGAGUUAUUACAAACGGAAAGUAAGGCUGUAUAUGACCAAAUUGCAGUGGAAAAGGAUCAAGCUAAAAUAGAUCAACUUUCGGUAAAGGCAGAAAAGUAUAACCCUGAAGUAUUAUUCAACAUUGAGAAUUUCCCAGAAAAGAUCGAUAGAGAACAACCAGUAUACAGAAAAUAUUUGAAGGAAUUGUGGGAAUCCCACGACAAAAUGUUAACCAUGCAAAGAUUAGAACAACAUCAUGUGAUUCCAGACACCUUGCCUACCUUGGUACCAGUUGCUGAAGUGAAGGUGAAGUUCCCACACAACACCGCUUCUGAAUUUAAGAGCUGGGUUGAACCAGGUACCAUCUUGCCAGCUUUUGCGGUCAGUAAACCACCAACCAUUCAAAUCCAAGAAUUUGAAAGAAUUGCAAAGGAUCUGUUGUACUCCGUUAUUUUGGUUAACCCAGACACUCCAGACUUGGAUACCAACACUUUCAAGACUACAUUGCAAUAUGGAUUAUGCAAUGUUCCAUUAUCCAACAGUGAUAUUUCCAUCGACACAUUGAAGCUUUUACAACAUGGUGAUAAGUAUACUUUCUGUGAUUAUGAACCAUUGGUUCCAGAAAAGAAUGCUCAAACCCAAAGAGCAUGUCUCUGGGUAUUCCGUCAAGAAAAGGAAUUGCCAGUAACCAACUUGAACAAGGAAAGAGACUCUUUUGAUAUCAGAUCUUUCACUGAACAACAUGGUUUGACUGCCGUUGGUGCACACAUGUGGAGACAAGCAUUUGACAGAUCUGUCAAUGCUGUUAGAGAAGACUACAACUUGGGUAAGGGAAGAGUAUUCCAUAGAGUGAAGAGAAACCAACCAGUCAUUGAUUACUCCGGUAUUAAUGUUGUAUAGAUUCAGCCAGAAACUUGUAUAUAAAUAGAAAUGAACAGCAUAAGUAA